AUGAUUUUCAUGAAGUUCAUUCUCCCAGCAAAGGCUGGAUAUUGCAGCAGAUCGGACUUUCUGCAGCGACGGCUGGAAGGCUAUGAUACUUUGAGAGUUGAGGGCUUCGUUGAGCCAAGACAAGAGAUUGCAUGCUCAAACUGUGAGGUCCAAGACGGCGCAACCGCCCUGAACUUACAUGAGCUCCUGGCUCACGCUGUUGGAGCUGUACAAGUCGACGACAUGCAAGGUCUGGUCGAUCUGGAAGUUGCACUGACUGAUAGACUGGCAUUCCCAUGGAUCUCUCCUGAUCCCAUCCCGGAAAAGCGGAUCGCCUGGAUCAAAGGAUAUGAGACCUUUGACAGUGGCAGACGCAUUUGGGAAGCUGCCAGAUCGCUUGGUGUCAAAGUAGUCAUCCUUGACUAUGAAGGCAGCUGGGCUCAGAAAGAUGACGAGCGUUGGAAUCAUCUUCGAGAAGCAUUCAUCCCGAUUAGUAUCGAUGGUGAUGACGGACUCGUGGACCGCAUCGUAGCAGCAGUACGCGCCUACGACAAGCCCAUCGACAACGUGGUAACCUGCUACAAUCCUGGUCUGGUCCCGGCCGCGCAGGCCCGCAAGAUUCUGGGAUUCCAUACGACGCCGGAAGAAGCCUUCGAAAUCGCCGGAGACAAGUCCAAGACGCGAGCCUUGGAGCCAGAUGAUGGAGAGUCGUUCAAGCUUUGCAGCAUUGAAGAGCUGUAUGCUCGACUGGCGUCUACAUCGAGGCUGCCAAUAGCAUAUCCCGUCAUGGUCAAGCCGUGUAUGGGUUGGGGCAGCGAAUGCGUCUCAAAGGCACACAACCAGGAGCAACUGGUGCAAGCGGUCGAGCAAGUCAUGGACCGGAAAUUUCCUGGACCUCAGUUGUGUACCGAUGCACUGGUCGAGCCAUAUAUUGAUGGUCCCGAGAUAGAUGUGAAUUUCGUUCUCAUCAAUGGAGAGGCGGUCUUCUUCGAAAUGGCAGAUGAUUUUCCAAAGCCUGGCGACAAUACUGAAGAUGCAUCUUUUGUGGAAACUUCCAUGGUUCUCCCAACUGCGCUUCCUCCGACCGAGAUUCAGAUUGCCAAAGACGCAGUCCACCGGAGUCUUCUGAGACAGGGCUUCACCACCGGUGUUUUCCACUGCGAGGGUCGCAUUCGGUAUUCGUCCAGAGCAUACGAUACAUGUGGAGGUCUCGUCGAUCUGCGUACGAACUCCAGAAGCCAUGGCAACAAGGAACCUUCAUUCUACCUACACGAGAUCAAUGCUCGGCCGGGAGGAUAUUUCGUGAGCAGCGCUACACUUCUGACCUAUGGUGUGGACUACUAUGCAUGCCACAUCCUCGCGGGCCUGAACGACCUCGAGCGUUGUCGUGCAUUGAGCAUCCCCUUUUCCACGGGAGCACAGUGGUGGAUGGAAGUGAUCCUCAUCCCACAGGACCGAGCGGGCGUGAUGAAGACACCGGAUGCGGGCAAAGAAAUGUUGGAAAAUCAUGCUGAUCUGCGAAUGGCCGUCGUCGACUACAAGACUCACAAGAAAGCGGGAGAUCAGCUAUACGGUCCAGAGGCCGCACUUUUCACGUACUUGGCUUACUUCUCCGUGGUGAGCAAGAAGAGUAGAGAAGAAUGUUUGAGGCUGGCGGAAAAGGUGAGACGGAGUUUCAAGUACGAGAUCUUCUAG
Messenger RNA from Zymoseptoria tritici IPO323, 1674 nucleotides. RefSeq lists its product as uncharacterized. The coding region runs from base 1 to 1674 and encodes 557 amino acids. The transcript has 2 exons. The record is from RefSeq and is a predicted model, not a curated record. Gene Ontology annotation, molecular function: ATP binding; metal ion binding. Lineage: Eukaryota; Fungi; Ascomycota; Dothideomycetes; Mycosphaerellales; Mycosphaerellaceae.